Messenger RNA from Cylindrotheca closterium, 354 nucleotides. The record is from the annotation of a GenBank genome assembly. NCBI's taxonomy places the organism in Eukaryota, Bacillariophyta, Bacillariophyceae, Bacillariales, Bacillariaceae.
AUGCCUCAUCCCACCAAAUCCAUCCUGAUUACCGACAGUGGCGCCGACCAAUUCUUGGCAGGCUAUGUUUGGAGAAGGAUUGGUAUGACUGGAAGACAUAUCGCACUCACAGGGCCUAUUGCAGGUCAAGACAUUGGUACCGUCUUACCAGUGUCAUCAGUUGCCGCCAAGAUAAUUGAUGCACACGGCAAGACCUAUUGUGGUAAAGCCCAUGAAGUCCUUCACAACACUAAUCCACACCAACAUGAAUCUUUACUCCCUCCAGCUCAGGCCCGCGCUGCUGGUAACGCUGUGGAUGAGUGCCCAUCUGAUGCACUAACACCAACCUUGACGACGGUGACAAGGAAUGGUUGA